ACAUGCCAUGCCAUCCCAUGCCAAUUGCCAUUGCCUGUUAGUGGACGCUGCCCAGGCCACAGAGAAGCUUUUCAAUCCAAAAUCCUAUCUCCCCUCUCUCUCCUUUCCUCUUCUUGCUAGCCCCUCCAUCUCCAUUUCAGCCAUGACUGAAGCCUAAACUCCGUUUCAAACUCUAGUCUACUUAUAUACAUUUCGUCUUCUCUUCUGAAACUCAGAAUAAGAGAACAACAACAACAAAAAUGACUUCGGUGAAUUUAGGUUCAUGGUUUCACUCCUGCUGUGUUUUAAACCAAGCAACCAGAUCCAGAUCCAAUUCUAAAUCCUUUUCUCUACCAUUCAAUCCUCUAAAACGCUUAUCAAUUCCUCUUUUUUAUGAAAAUUCAAAACGACCCAGUUCUUCUAUUUCUGCAAUCAUAACUAGGGAAGAGGAAACUCUUCAGGAUGAACAGAAUAACGGCUCUACGCCUCCUUUUGAUUUCAAAUCCUACAUGCGUCAAAAGGCUGCUUCUAUUAAUCAAGCUUUAGAGGCUGCCGUUUCAGUUCGUGAACCUGCUAAAAUUCACGAAUCUAUGCGCUAUUCUCUAUUGGCCGGCGGCAAGCGAGUCCGGCCUGCUCUCUGUCUUGCUGCAUGUGAGCUUGUGGGUGGAAAUGAAUCCAUGGCCAUGCCUGCUGCUUGUGCAGUUGAAAUGAUACAUACCAUGUCGCUUAUACAUGAUGAUCUCCCUUGCAUGGAUAACGACGAUCUUCGCCGUGGUAAGCCGACUAAUCAUAUUGUAUUUGGAGAGAAUGUCGCGGUUCUUGCAGGUGAUGCACUUCUAGCAUUUGCUUUUGAACAUAUUGCUGUUUCUACUUUAAAUGUUCCUCCUGCUAGAGUUGUUCGGGCGAUUGGGGAAUUGGCUAAGGCGAUUGGGGCAGAAGGAUUAGUUGCUGGACAAGUUGUUGAUAUAUGUUCUGAAGGUCUAUCUGAAGUAGAUUUAGAAAAGCUUGAAUUUAUUCAUGUCCAUAAGACAGCUAAGUUGCUUGAAGGAGCGGUGGUGUUAGGGGCCAUAUUAGGUGGAGGAACGGAUGAGGAAGUGGAAAAACUAAGGAAAUAUGCAAGGGACAUUGGAUUGUUGUUUCAGGUGGUGGAUGAUAUUCUUGAUGUGACAAAAUCAUCCCAAGAAUUGGGGAAAACUGCUGGCAAGGAUUUAGUGGCGGAUAAGGUUACGUAUCCUAAGCUAUUGGGGAUUGAGAAGUCAAGGGAGUUUGCACAGAAGUUGAAUAAGGAAGCUCAGGAGCAGUUGGCUGGAUUUGAUCAUGAGAAGGCAGCUCCAUUAAUUGCUUUGGCUAAUUACAUCGCUUACAGGCAAAACUAAUGUAUUGUUGUAUUAUAAAUUGCUUUAUUUGUAUUUUUUGGAUGAAAAUUUGGAUAAAUUCCAACUAUUAAUGAACCUUAGCACUGUAUCAAAAUCUAGCAAUAAAAUUUGACAGCAAUUUGUAGACAAGCUUUAUAUAUCUGUCCUUUGGAGUA
Messenger RNA from Jatropha curcas, 1510 nucleotides. It is a transcript of the gene GGPS1, whose product is annotated as geranylgeranyl pyrophosphate synthase 1. Gene Ontology annotation, molecular function: geranylgeranyl diphosphate synthase activity. The record is from RefSeq and is a predicted model, not a curated record. NCBI's taxonomy places the organism in Eukaryota, Viridiplantae, Streptophyta, Magnoliopsida, Malpighiales, Euphorbiaceae. Gene Ontology annotation, biological process: isoprenoid biosynthetic process.